Molecule: messenger RNA, 1149 nt
Organism: Microthlaspi erraticum
Lineage: Eukaryota; Viridiplantae; Streptophyta; Magnoliopsida; Brassicales; Brassicaceae
Source: the annotation of a GenBank genome assembly
AUGGCAGAAUCUGUAGCCAAAAAGAGGACAUCUGCAUCUUCAUCGAUGAUGCCAGACUGGACUAAGCUCCCUGAAGAGCUAUUUGAAGUUAUCUCCGAGAAACUGAACAACUGUUUCGACGUUGUUCAUGCUCGCUCUGUUUGCAGCUUGUGGCGAUCCACAAUGCCAUUUCCUUGUAGCCUGUUACGCCCAAGUUACUCUCUUCCCUCGUUCACAGAGGUCCCUCACGAAAGCAAAGGCUUUUGCACCAUCAAGAAGAUCCCUUUGUUCUUCUUCAUAGUCCGUCCUACUCUUGCUGCUGGUGAUUCGCCUUCUGAGUCGUAUUUCUAUGGAGGAAUAGGCCGUAGAGAUGAGUCAGAGGAUCAUAUGGAGAUGAUUCCAUCUCCACUUCAGUGUUCAGUGAAAGUGACGAUCGGAGAAUCUGAGGCAACCUUGAUGAACAUGCUCGACUGCGAGAUCCUCCCUCUUGGCCACCAAUACAGAAUGAUUGGUUUGGAUUCUGAAGAGUGUAUCAGGGAAGUUGCUGUUCUUCCGCUAGGAGGAGGAGAGUUCAUUGUGCUUCUCAACUUACGUAAAUCUUGGUUGGUGUUAAGAAGUGGUGAAAUGAAGUGGAUGGUGGUUAAGAACUUCCCAUUUAAAUUUUGCAAGAAGGUAGUGGCUUUUAGAGGCAGGUUUUACGCAAUGGAUCUUAUGAUGGGAAUUGUAGUUAUUGAUCCUUAUUCGCUGGAGGUGACUCCCCUGAUGCAGUCGCAGCCUCUUUCUUCGCGAAGGUAUCUGAUUCCAUGUGGCAAUGAUGAACUUUUCCUGGUUGAGCAAAACGGUAGCCAGUUGAAAUUAAGAGUGAGUAGGCUAGAUGAGGAGGCUGGUAAAUGGGUCGUGGUCACCCAUGUGGGAGACCGUGUGUUGUUCAUUAGUCAUGGACACUUGGGAAAUGUAUGCUGCUCGGCUAAAGAGCUUCCUGAUGGUUGUGGUCUGAGUGGGAACUCAAUUUUGUUCAACUUUACGGUAGACGGUGGAAGCUUCUUUUUUAGAUAUCGAGUACACACAGGAUUCGAUGAAGACAACCUCAGUUUUUGGAUAUUAUCAGCAGAGAAUCCUGUGACUAUCCUCAGCACAUCUCCGGUGCUGGCUCUCCGGGUUAAGCUCUAA